AUGCGGCAGGCGCUGCCGGCAUUGGUGAUUGCCGCCGCAUGCGUUGCUGCGUCUGCGCAGAUCACGUGGACACCUAUUUUCUUAGAUGGCAGUAGUCAAGUGGAUCUUUGGACGCAAUCAUCAACUGGAUGCGCGUGUCCAGGCGGUAUUGGGGAAGACUGUGCGUGCUGUGUCAGAGACGGAGCAUGCCCUUGUGGUGAUAUUGCACCAGCGCGAUGUGCACAGUGCGGCCUCGAACAGUACUGUGCCAAUAGUAAGUAUAAACUGAUGACCUUAUUUACCCGUGAUAUUGUUAUAUACUAGCUGGUUUCCCAUGCAUAAAUCUUGUCACCCGUGUUUGAUGUAGCAUCCGCAUUUGAAGGAACUUUUCUGAUGAGAUCAGUAUUUCUGUAGAUUACCCCAAAUAAACAAACAAAGGACAAUGUUCAGCCCCCAUAAAUUUUUCUCCUAAGAACCUCUAAGCAUGUACUAUCACUUUUCGUGUUCUAAAGUAUCUGUAUUUACGUCUAAAUACAUUUUUAAGUAACGGACACUUCUAAGAAAUGUAUAGAUCAAAAAAUAUAUUUUGGAUUUGAGGUUAUAAUUUUAACAAUUGUAGCGCGCGGAUAUAUUCUUUUUAAUGUUUGUUUUACUUGCUUUUUGUAGGGAAAUGUAUGUCUUCUUAGCUAUAAAUAUAGCUAGGUUCUGUAGGUACUUACUUAGCUUGAUUUAAAAACAGUUUCGGAGCUUAGAUUCCAGCUGUUACCCCGCGACUUCGCCUCUGUACUUACGGAGCCAAUUCGAUGCAAACAAAUAACCAAAACUUUCUUAUUCUAAACUAAUAUUAUAAAAAGGUAAGAUUUGAUUGAUUGAGUAGGCUCCAACACUACUAGACCGAUUUUAAAUAUACUUUCACUGACCGGAACCUACAUCAUACGUGGAGGAUAUAGGCGGGUGAAGUCGUGGGAAAACAGCUAGUUAUGAUUUAAUAUACUAAUAUAUAUGAAUAGGCUCUGAAACUUAACGGACUGACUGACCAAAAUUCUUUCACCUACAAGAAGCUACAAGGUAUGCGGGUGCUAUAAGCGUUAAAGUCGUGGGGAAAUAACUAGUAUAAUAUAAUAUUCAAUAUCACAUUAAUAAUUUUAACGAAAAAAGUAGUUGUUUAAUAUAUUAAGUGUAAUGUGUAGUGAAAGUGUAUUAUAUUAUGUCACCACAGUGUGUAACAUCACCAUUGACUCCCGAAUUCUGAAGACCAAGUCGGGGAAGACGUUUGGUCAGAUCAAAUCACCAUCGAUAGAAGGACCAGGGUCAUGCUCAUAUCUCCUGCAGCCCGACGCUGGUCAGCGCGUCGAGAUACAACUCUAUCGACUAGUUUCUGUCGGAAGAUUCAAUGGAAGCAGGUAA
Messenger RNA from Diatraea saccharalis (sugarcane borer), 1386 nucleotides. Lineage: Eukaryota; Metazoa; Arthropoda; Insecta; Lepidoptera; Crambidae. The record is from the annotation of a GenBank genome assembly.